AUGGGAAACGCACAGACAGCCAGCUGUGAGAGCAUCAAAGACGGCAGCCUCCAGAAGUUGCCGAAGCACAAUCUAGUUAAAGGGCGGAGUUUCAUGAAAUUUGGCAAGAAAAAGCAAUUACAAUUGGAUAAUGGGGACGGCACGGCCACCGUGGCCAUCGACUGCAGCAGCCGUUCCGAAGUGGACGCUGACAAUGAGGAUGGAUUUUCGCAUAUAUUGAUCGACGCUAGGGGCGGUGGAACACCAGCACCAUCACCCAACCACCCCGGUCAAGGUCAGCAGCAGCGCCAGCAGCUGUCACAGUCAGCUGAUUCGCUGCUGGCGGAAAGUGCAGCGCUGAAGCGCGAAUAUGAGUUCAUCUCCAGCAGCGAGUGCUUUGAAAAGUGCGCCAAAACAGUGGCAGGAGCGCAUGCGGCACAGCACAUGGGUGAUAAUGGCCCUAUCACGGCACCGCUAGACAAAGCCGAUAGUGUGCAUGACAUAACCGAAGCCCGCGACGCCGCAUCUAUCGCACUACCGGAGGCCGCCGCGAUCAAGGGUAACUCAUCAACAACGAUGACGACAUCGACCAGUGCAGACAAUAAUAACAAAAUCGGCACAAACGAGUCGCUGACCUCCAUUGGCAGCAGCACCGCGAUCAGCGCCACUCAGCCACCAGCGCCACCAGUACAAAGGAACCAAAACAACAACACAUCACCAACACAGCCAUCGACGGCGGAAUCACUAAACAGCAACCUACCGGCUUCGGUUGCUGCUAUAGCAACAAAGCCAAACCCAAACAGCCUCAGUAGCAAACUGGUUCUGAAUGAAAGCACAACGAAGCAACAGAUCGUCUACAAUUACGAUCCAAAGUCUGGAUCACUUAUAGUGACCACUGACUCCUGGAAACGGGCCCAAUCACUCAGCGAGAACGUUACUUCAGCGCAAGGGUCACUGGAACAAUGCAAAGACCGCCCCGGCAGAGUAUUCCACUUGCUUGAACACAACACGUCGUCCAGUUCGGAUUCCAUUUUUACCGAUCCAUCCACACCGGUCGGACCGUUUGCUACGGAAAUCAAUCAAGCUUACUACUCCGAGGAGGAUCUUGCGGCCGCACCUGACGAAGAAGAAUCGACUCCGGUCCGGAAGGAGCCAACUACCGCGGCCAUCAAACUACAGCAGCUCAGUGUGCACAAGAUUGAACCGAUCGAUCUGAGUGCGAAUCAAUUAGCCGACGAUAAUUGGCGGGAAAAGCUCACCAUCACGAACGUUUCGAACAUUAGUGUUAAAAGUAGCAACGACAAAUGGCUAGACAAUUGUCAUGUGGAAGCCGUAAGCAAUAUCACCUUGGACGGGUGCUGUGAAGAAAACGUUGUAAUUGCAGAGAACACUGUGGAACACAAUUGUGUGGAAAUGGCAUUAAACUUGCGCAAUAAUGUGGUGACCCCUUGUGCCACUGUACACAUUCAAAAUGCCGACACAGUCACUACGCCGACGGAAGAAACUAAGGAUAAGAGCAUUUUCAACGUUGCGCGGGUCAAGAAAGUUGAACUCACCGAGAUAAAAACUCCUAACUCUCUUUACGCAACCCCUCUUCCGAUUACGCAAUCCAUCGAGCGGGUCAGUUCCGUUUCUAGCGACCAGCAACAGUGGACGACCCCGAGGUUGUCAGUAGGCGAGGGCAACGUUCUUCGGAAGGUGGUAUCGUUGUCCUCCGGAAAGGUCGGCGAAAGUACCCCAGUCAGCAAAAUCUCUCGCCCCACGUUUGUUCCAGAGAAGCUCAACUUUUCCGCCUACGAAAAGUUUGAAGGUCAAAUGUUGAUGAAUUGGCUUGCGUCUACACUUCAGUUCACCAACGUAACGGUCAACGAGCAGGAACUGCACACGGUAAUGUUGCAAUAUUGCACGAACCUGAUGGUGGCCGGCGUAAUCAAGCAGAUCCCGGAUAAAUUGGCGCCACUCCAGGAAACGUUUCGGCCAAACCUUAUGUACCAAUGGACACACACAGAGGUACCCUCGCCAGCACCACUGACACCGGGCCGUUUGGAACCGCACGUUGUUUGGCCGCACGUAGUACCAUCCGUCGAAGCAACCAAAUCGGCCGCACAUUCCACUACGGGUCCCACGGAAAAAGUGGAUCUAAGCGAAGAGUCUUGCAUGACUGCGAAAACCAGCACUCCCAAAACGGACCCCAAAUCCAAGACCGACUUUAAUGUGGAAGAUCUGAAAAACAAAGUGACCAGGUGUGAAACAUUGAGUGAUGUGAAGAAACUGAUUCGAACAUUACUGAUUGAAGCAGAAGCUGCUGAUACAAGUCAAGUAGAGAUCGUUGAAGGGAAAAAUCGGAAAUGUUUGCUCAGUGAUUUGUUGAAUGAAAGUGAAGUGACAAUCUAUCCAGUAGAGCAAAAGAACACACAACACGAACGGGAAGCAUCGACUAGAGUACCACCCAUGGCUCCUCCACUUGUUAGUAGCGAAGGGGAACAGGAAACACCACGUACUAAUGGAAAACUUUUGAUUGAAUGUGAUUCCAACAGCAAUAAUGCAAGCUUACCUAACAGUAUUUCUUCUAACCGCAAAGAAUGUUCCUUGCCACACGUUAAUACUAGUGAUAGCAUCAGUAACCUGACUAAUGGCACCGUGUUUAAUAAUAAUUUUAACGAGGCUAACAGCUCAAACUACGUUUGUAAAAACUGCUGCAAGCAGAUCGUGCGGUCAACCGAAAACGAGAAUCUCAUUGGAAGCAUAUCCAAUUCAAUCUCUGCUCAAUCAAAAAAUGUUGUCACUAAAGAAACUCAAACUGACUUAGAGCAUGUAACUGUGAAAGCUACCGCACCAGCUCCCCCAUGCCCUCCUAUGCCCCCUCCUCCACCACCUCCCCCAUUACCAUCCCUUCUAUCAACUGGUCCUCCGCCACCGGCACCGCCUCUUCCACCGCCGCCGCCACCACCACCUCCUCCAAUGUUAAUACCCCAGGCUCCUCCUCUUCCACCGAUGCCGCCAGGUGCACCACGGCCUCUCGGCAGUGCUCCGCCUAUACCGGGUGCACCUCCCUUGCCACCACCACCACCACCGCCGUUUGCUGCAAUUCCAGCGACUUCCGUACGCCCAGGAAGCGGACCAUGUGCACCACCACCGCCGCCGCUCGUCGCCGUUGUAGCUCCCACGGGACCAGGUAAAUUACCGUCAAACACUGCUCACGCUCAGAGCGGCCCCGGCCAUGCGGCUGCGGCCGGACCUCCACCGCCAUUACCAUUACCAAUACCAACGCCCGGAGGAUGGUAUCAGACGAAUACUCUUCGGAAAUCUGCCGUUAAUCCCCCCAAGCCUAUGAAACCUCUCUACUGGACUAGGAUAGUGGCACCAAAGAUCAGUCCAAUUACCGAAACGGACUCGAGCAGUGAGAUAGCGGAACCGGAGGUUAAGCUCGCCCUUUGGCAAGAGCUGGAAGAAACCAAUCUGGAUAAUUUGGACGAAUUUACCGAGCUCUUUUCCCGACAGGUGGUGGUUCCAAAAAUUAAAGAGAAAGUUGAAAAACCUGAAAAAACCCUCAAGGUGCUAGACAGUAAACGAUCACAGAACGUGGGAAUCUUUGCCAAAAGUUUACACGUCGAUUUCAACGAAAUUGAGUUCGCUAUCUACCAUUGCGAUACUUCGGUAGUCAAUUUGGAAGCCCUGCAAAAGAUUAUGGAAAUCAAAGCUACUGAUGAAGAGCUAGCACAAAUCAAGGAAUGUGCUGAGGGAAAUGUGCCCUUGGAUCCACCGGAACAGUUCCUUUUGAGAAUCUCUAACAUUUCUUCAUUCUCCGAACGAAUUUCCUGCAUCGUCUUCCAGGCGGAAUUCGACGAACAUUAUAUCACGGUUACUAGGAAGUUGGAAACAGUGAAACAUACCUGUGAGUUUCUGAUAGAAAAUGAAGAGCUCAAGCAUCUGUUUUCCAUUAUUCUAACUCUCGGUAACUACAUGAACGGAGGCAAUCGAACGCGUGGUCAGGCCGAUGGAUUUGGGUUGGAGAUUCUCGGCAAACUGAAAGAUGUUAAAUCAAAAGACAACAAUAUUACGCUGCUACAUUUCAUAAUCAAAACAUACAUUAGCCAGUGCCGCAAGAACGGACAGCUGCUGCAUGACGUUAAGCUACCAGUACCGGAUCCUGGCGAUCUGGAUCGAGCCGUUCUGGUCGACUUUGAUGACUGCAAAGCUCAGCUUAAUACGCUGAAAUCGAAAACUGACGACUGUCGCCGAACUACAGAUGCGGUCAUUGCGAAAUCCACAGAAAGCAACAUUCAUCCAUUCAAGGAGAAAAUGGAAGCCUUUAUCGAGGUGGCGACCAAACGAAUUGAGAAGCAAUAUCGCAAACUGGACGAGUGUCGGGAGAUUUUCACCAAGACGAUGAUAUUCUAUAAAUUCACUCCUAAGUCGGGCACGCUAGAGGAGUGCAAACCGGAGCUGUUUUUCGAACCAUGGACGUCUUUCUCGCAUGACUUUAAGAACAUCUUUAAAAAAGAAAUUUUGCACCUCUCAAAUGAACUAUUGAAGAAAACGAAGCGACCGCCUCCGAAUGCAUCCAGCAGUCAAAAACAGGCAUCAUCGGGUAAACUCAAGGCGGGAUCCUUGAAAGAGCGCCUAAAGCGGCUGAGCAGUAAAAACUGA
This is a messenger RNA of Sabethes cyaneus, 4629 nucleotides long. It is a transcript of the gene capu, whose product is annotated as protein cappuccino. Bases 1 to 4629 code for a protein of 1542 amino acids. The transcript has 9 exons. The record is from RefSeq and is a predicted model, not a curated record. Gene Ontology annotation, cellular component: cytoskeleton; cytoplasm. Gene Ontology annotation, molecular function: actin filament binding. Lineage: Eukaryota; Metazoa; Arthropoda; Insecta; Diptera; Culicidae. Gene Ontology annotation, biological process: cortical actin cytoskeleton organization; actin filament network formation.